This is a messenger RNA of Miscanthus lutarioriparius, 210 nucleotides long. The record is from the annotation of a GenBank genome assembly. Lineage: Eukaryota; Viridiplantae; Streptophyta; Magnoliopsida; Poales; Poaceae.
AUGGAAGGCAAAGGACAGCUCAAGUGUUUCAUCACCAUUCUUCUCGUCCUGGGUCUCGUCCUUGAGCAGUCUCCGGUGGAAGCUAAAGCCAUCUGGUGCUGCGCAAACGCCCACCAAAAAUACCAUUUUAACCGGUGCGUUGACUUGGGUAUCGGUAGUGUCGAAUAUUGUGGAACUGGUGAUGCAUCCGUUACCAUGGAUAUUGCAUAA